Messenger RNA from Anarrhichthys ocellatus (wolf-eel), 1656 nucleotides. RefSeq names its product Aly/REF export factor (gene alyref). The coding region runs from base 164 to 979 and encodes 271 amino acids. Lineage: Eukaryota; Metazoa; Chordata; Actinopteri; Perciformes; Anarhichadidae. The record is from RefSeq and is a predicted model, not a curated record. Gene Ontology annotation, biological process: mRNA export from nucleus. The transcript has 6 exons. Gene Ontology annotation, molecular function: mRNA binding. Gene Ontology annotation, cellular component: nucleus.
ACCGAACCAGCUUGUCUAUAUACAGUCGACACUCCUGUAUUGUGUAUCGUCGUCAGAGCAGAGAGAGCUGAGCUGUGAAGAGACAAAGGAGCAGAACCAGUCGAGUCUAGGGUGUAUUUUUUAUAUUUCGUUGACAGUUUAGCAUUAUACGAGCAGCAGCAUAAUGGCCGAUAAAAUGGAUAUGUCUCUAGACGACAUUAUCAAGCAGAACAGGCAGCAGAGAGGUGGAGGCCGCGGUGGUGGAAGAGGCCGAGGCCGCGGAGGCUCCGGCGGCGGACGAGGAGGCCCCGGGCGUCUCGGAGUCAGCGGCGGAGGGUUUGGAGGCCGAGGAGGAUCCGGGCCCAUGAGGAGCCGACAGAACCUGAGCCGCGCUAGAGGCAGACCAACGCCUUACAGCAGGCCCAAACAGCUUCCAGAUAAGUGGCAGCAUGACAUGUAUGACAACGGCUUCAGUGGCUUCAGUGGUCCUGCUGGAGGUGGCGGAGGAGGAGGAGGUGUGGAAACUGGAGGGAAGCUCCUUGUCUCCAAUCUGGAUUUUGGGGUCUCGGAUGCAGACAUUCAGGAACUUUUUGCAGAAUUUGGGACUCUGAAAAAGGCUGCAGUUCAUUACGACAGAUCGGGGAGAAGCCUGGGAACAGCAGAUGUCCACUUUGAAAGGCGGACAGAUGCCCACAAGGCCAUGAAACAGUACAAUGGCAUCCCGCUUGAUGGGCGGCCUAUGAACAUACAGCUCGUCACGUCACAGAUCGACACACAGAGGCGGCCUAUGCAGGGUCUAAACAGAGGUGGUGGAGGAGGCAUGAACAGAGGCCGCGGGGGCGGCUUCAGAGGCAUGCAGAGAGGCCGCGGAGGACGUGGUGCAGGCGGUGUCGGGGGAAGAGGUCGGGGUGGUCGCGGUGGUACCAGCAAACAGCCUCUGUCGGCAGAGGAACUCGAUGCUCAGUUAGACGCCUACAAUGCCAGGAUGGACACCACUUAAAGAAUGAAGCUCCUCUGGUUUUGUAAUAUCUUACUGUCUGCACAGAAGGGUAGUUGUUACAAAUGUGCAGCAUAUUUUACACAUGGUUGUCUUCUGAUGUGUUUGAAAUUAUUGUUCCAACCUCUUCUUUUAAAUGCCCGACAUGUUUUUUACCAGUACUUUUUGUUUUUUCUCUUCCUGACUAAAAUGGUUUUGGCUGUAGGUUCAUGUGGAUUGGGGUUUUCCCAGUUCGUUCUUCUACCAUGUAGUUAAUGCCGCUUGUAAUAAAACCUACAGUGCAUAUUAACCAAAUACUGUCUCUGUUUCAAUGUCUAAAUCUUUGUCAGUUGUUUUUCAAAUGCUGUUAAAUUCAAAGACUCUUUCCAGUUUCAUUGUGCUGAAUUUAAAAGGGUGAUUUACACUUGUGUGUUUUUUUUUUUUUUUUUGUGAUUACAUUUGGUAACAAUAUGCAUGAAAUCAAGCUUUCCAUUUGAUCUUAAGCCUCAAUGUGAAGAACAGGAUACAUUUGCCUGUUUGUUUUUUGAUCGUUUGGAAUAAACAUUUGUAAUGUUUUUACAACAAAUUUUGGAAUCUACAAUUCCUCAAUAGAUAUUUUGAUGAAACUAGCACAGGGUCAGCUUUUUACCCAAGACACCCAAUGAAAUACUGUUAAAGCAAUAAAGUAACUGCUGGUUGUA